This is a messenger RNA of Equus caballus (horse), 4893 nucleotides long. It is a transcript of the gene TMPO, whose product is annotated as thymopoietin. The record is from RefSeq and is a predicted model, not a curated record. Lineage: Eukaryota; Metazoa; Chordata; Mammalia; Perissodactyla; Equidae. Gene Ontology annotation, molecular function: DNA binding.
UCUAGGGAAAUAAUCCAUCAUUAAGAAGAAUAAUGUCGCCUCAAUUUGAACAAAAUAGAAUGGCUUAAUCCAUAGGAAACAUUUUCAGUGAAGGCGUUUGUUUUAACUUUUCUCGAACUUAACCAUGCAGAAAUCAGACAAAUACUUAAAAAGAAUUUUAAGCAGUUUAUAAAGGCAUAGUUUAGAGGUCAGAAUUUGGGAAAACGAUUAAGACACUCUAAAUCCAAGGUUAGUUUCUUCCCUUUCUUGGAAGAAAGCAUCUUGAAACAUAUGUAAAUUCGUAAGAAAUACAAAUAUUUGUCAUCAAUGGUAUUUGUUUUCAGGAAGAUAUUUUAAUUGUAGCAAAUUUCUGAGACUCUACCAGGUUUUAAUUUGGAUCAGUAAUACGGGUUUGAUUAGGGCUCCUAGCCUAAUUAUAAGUCACUAGGCUUCCUCCGCGAUUAAAAUCUAGUAUGCACCUGUUAUCUUAAGUUGCCCAAUAAGGCAUUUCUAAAUGUUUCGUUUCCUCUUGUUGUAUUAUUAAACAUCAGGUUAGAUGAAGUUACAGUAAAAUACUUACGGGCGAAGGGAUCUAACCCAGAGGCGGCUCUAAACAAAAAUGCAGUGGAGCCCCAACUAACCGUUCAAGUGAAAUAAUUUAGAAAUGCCCCAACCUUUGGGGUAAGAAGCAAAUGGCAUAUUUGAUGAUACAAUUUUGUCACAAAUUCGAGGGCAGUUUCAAGCGUCCAGUGGUCGAGGUCUGGCUUUUCCUGGAUUUCGGGAACAAAAGAAGCACUUGCAAGCGGACCCGGGGAUUUAACCGCCUGCUCUCCCCUUCCGUCCCCGCAAGUCAAUCAUAUCGGGGAGGACGAGCGCCUACAAACACGCCUCGCCUCUGGUCUUUCCCUUCGGGGCUGGCGUUUGGGAAGGGAGAACCAGUGACUAUUAUUCGGUAGAUCAACGUCCCGGGACCGAGCAAGGCCCAGCCCCGGGUCCUCGCAGCCGCCACGAAACUCGGCCCGUUCGUAGGCGACCGACACGGGAUAGGAAAGCUUCUCAAGCAGGGGAGGGAGAGGAAACCGCGCACAAAAGAAGUACGGCGAGUCCCUUAUCAGCGUGGAAGAGGAAGGGUGGGGAAAAGAGAAACAGAAACAGGCCGGGCGCCCGGCAGCCCGCCCGAGCGGCUUUUAAACUGCGUUUCUACAACCUCUCACACGGCGCCGCGGCUAAUGGAACCCGCGCGAGGCGUCCCGCCAAUCAGCGCCGCGCUUCCUCCCGCCACGGGCCAAUGGCGGCGCGCGUUCUUGGGGCGUGGGCGAAGCAGGCUGCUCGCCCCUGCCUGUAGUGUGUGGGCUCGGGUUGCUGCGGGCUCCUAGCUUGGCCGCGCUUGCUUCGCGCUUCUGCCGCGGGGCCUUUGUGUCCGCCUCUUGCUUCGCUUUGUGUGUGCGAGUUUUGCCGUGCUCCGCGGCGCUCCUCCCGGGCGGCCGCCGUGAGGCUCGGAGGCGGCGGCGUCCCCCUCCUCCGGGUAAGGAACGAACGCGCCGGCGUGAGCGGCGGGAGUGAGGGCUGCGGGAAGGGGAUUCGCCGCCGAGAUGCCGGAGUUCCUGGAAGACCCCUCGGUCCUGACGAAAGAGAAGUUGAAGAGUGAGUUGGUCGCCAACAAUGUGACGCUCCCGGCCGGCGAGCAGCGCAAAGACGUGUACGUGCAGCUCUACCUGCAGCACCUCACGGCGCGCAACCGGCCGCCGCUCGCCGCCGGCGCCAACAGCAAGGGGCCCCCGGACUUCUCCAGCGACGAGGAGCGCGAGCCCACCCCGGUCCUCGGCUCCGGGGCCGCAGGCCGCAGCCGUACCGCCGUCGGCAGGAAAGCCACAAAGAAAACUGAUAGACCCAGACUAGAAGAUAAAGAUGAUCUAGAUGUAACAGAGCUAACUAAUGAAGAGCUUCUGGAUCAGCUUGUGAGAUAUGGAGUGAAUCCUGGUCCUAUUGUGGGAACAACCAGGAAGCUGUAUGAGAAAAAGCUGUUGAAACUGAGGGAACAAGGAACAGAAUCAAGAUCAUCUACCCCUCUGCCAACAAUUUCUUCUUCAGCAGAAAAUACAAGACAGAAUGGAAGUAAUGACUCUGACAGAUACAGUGACAACGAAGAAGGAAAGAAGAAAGAACACAAGAAAGUGAAGUCCACUAGGGAUUUUGUUCCUUUUUCUGAACUUCCAACUACUCCCUCUGGUGGAUUUUUUCAGGAUAUUUCUUUUCCUGAAAUCUCCACCCGUCCUCCUUUGGGCAGGACUGAACUACAGGCAGCUAAGAAAGUACAUACUUCUAAGGGAGACCCACCUAGGGAACCUCUUAUUGCUACAGCCUUGCCUGGCAGGGAGCAGUUGCAGAAGUUAGCCUCUGGAGGGAAUUUGUUUACUUCCUCCAAGUCUAGCCAUGAUAGAUGUUUAGAGAAAAGUUCUUCGACAUCUUCUCAGCAUGAACUCGCUGCCAUGUUGGUCUCUACUGCAGCUUCUCCUUCACUGAUUAAAGAAACCACCACUACUUGCUAUAAAGACAUAGUAGAAAAUAUUUACCGUGGAGAGAAAAGUGGAAUUCAACCAUUAUGUACUGAGAGGUCCCAUGUUACAGAGUCUGAGAGAUCACAAGUAAUUUCUCCACCACUUGCUCAGGCAAUCAGAGAUUAUGUCAAUUCUCUGUUGGUCCAGGGUGGGGUAGGUAGUUUGCCUGGGACUUCUAACUCUACACCCCCACUGGAUGUAGAAAACACAAGGAAGAGAAUUGAUCAAUCUAAUUAUCAAGAAACUGAAUCCCUGACUCCUCCACGAAAAUUCCCUAGACUCAGUGAAAAGUCAGUAGAGGAAAAGGAUUCGGGUUCCUUUGUGGGAUUUCAAAAUAUACCUGAAUCUGAACUGAUGUCGUCUUUCACCAAAGCUGUUGUCUCUCACUCACUCACUACCUUAGGCAUAGAAAUGUCUAAACAGUCACAGCAUGAUAAAAUAGAUGCCCCGGAACAGUCUUUUCCCUUCCAUGAAUCUAUUUUAAAAGUAAUUGAGGAGGAGUGGCAGCAAAUUGACAGGCAACUGCCUUCAUUGGCAUGCAAGUAUCCAAUUUCUUCCAGAGAGGCGACACGGAUAUUAUCAGUUCCAAAAGUAGAUGAUGAGAUCCUGGGGUGUAUUUCUGAAGCCACUCCACCAGCAGGUAUUCAGGCAGCUUCCACUGAGUCUUGUGAUAAACAGGUGGACUUAGCACUUUGUAGAGCAUAUGAAGCUGCUGCAUCAGCAUUGCAGAUUGCAACCCAUACAGCCUUUGUAGUUCGGGCAAUGCAGGCAGACAUUAGUCAGACCGCACAAAUUCUUAGCUCAGAUCCUAGUCGUGUGCACCAGGCACUUGGGAUUCUGAGCAAAACAUAUGACGCAGCCUCAUUUCUUUGUGAAGCUGCAUUCGAUGAGGUAAAGAUGGCUGCCCACACCAUGGGAUCUUCGACUUUAGGUCGCCGGUGUCUCUGGUUAAAGGAUUGCAAAAUUAAUCCAGCUUCUAAGAAUAAGCUGGCUGUUACUCCCUUUAAAGGUGGAACAUUAUUUGGAGGAGAAGUAUACAAAGUAAUUAAAAAGCGUGGAAAUAAACACUAAUGGAGUUAAGAAUAAAGACAUCUAUUCUAUUAUUGAUAUGGGGAACUUAGCAGCUUUUCUAAGAAUUUCAAGUACUUUUAUGCCAAAAUUUUAUUUUCUCUUAAAGUAGUUUUGGUUUCCAGAUUGGGCCAAUUUCGGUGUCAAGCUUCUACCCAUCAAAUUACAGUAAUAAAUAAAAAUAAUUGCCUACAAAGAACUGCCUUUUUUUUUAAGUUGCGCAGAUGGAAAGCCUGAUACAAACAAUUUAAAGCUUUGUAGAUCACUUUUUUGUCUCAAAUAAUCCACUCUUUCCUAUUAAGACUUUACAACUCUUGAACACUAAAAAUCCAUUAACUAGAAUAUAAUUAGUCUUCACUGUUUUACAUAUUACUAGAUAUCUUUUCACUUUCUAGAACUUGUCUACAUUUUUCCUUUUGUUUUCUCCCUUUUUUUUUUUUUUUUUUUUUUUACUUAUGUCUACAGUGUCACUCAUAAUAGUCUAGAUCAGUGCAACUCAAAGUGCCGGUCUGCAAACUGUUACUGCUCCACAGACAAGCAUGCACCAGAAUUUGAACCUAGAGGCACUUUUAAGAUCGAUGACAGGGUUUAUUUCUGUGGUAAAAUUUUGUUGGCAGAGAAAACAGUGUACUAAUUUACAUUCUGAUGCAAGUGCCUCGUUUCUUCAUGGACUGGGAGCAUACAGUUUGUGGACUACACUUUGAGAAAUAGUGCUCUAGACCAUAAUAUUCUGAGAUAGUGCAUUCCCACCAUGGCUGUAGUUUGUCAGAUGAAUUAGACAGUGGAAAGAUGGGGCUUGAUUAUUAUUUUUUUUAGUAACUCUUUCAAGGUAUGUUGUACUUCAUGGAUGAUUAGGCUUAAUCUAAAUUCUAAAAGCAAAUUUGUUAUUAGAUUUUUUAGAAAGAUCAUAAGAAAUACUCUAUUCCAGUAUCUUGUGUGUCUAUAUAAAGCAGUAUAUUCUGUUUACAUUUUUAUGAUUGUAAGAUGAAUGAGUCUUAACUGUAGAGACAUUUGAUAAUCAAAUUUCUUUGUAUUUCUGUGGAAAAUAGUAGUAUUGAGUAUAAGCAAAAUGCAGUUUCUUGGGCACUCCUAGCCUUUACUCUAUUCUUAGACUAUGUCCGUCUUUGCCCCCUUCAGGGAGUAAUUUUGUUAUUUGUCUUCUGAAAUGUACAUGUAUACAUGUACCUACUAAGCACUAUGUGAUUUUUUUUUAAUGUAUUGCUGUAGAAUGCUUCUUCAAAUUCAAUAAAGUUGUUAAAUUUGAACAGUUUUGUGUGGUCUCCAGAAA